UGGGCUCUGUCUACAGCGGCCUGAUGCAAGGAGUGGGGGCCGCCGAGAAGGUGUUCGAGUUCAUUGACCGGCAGCCAACCAUGGUGCACGAUGGGAACUUGGCGCCUGACCACGUGGAGGGCCGCGUGGACUUUGAGAACGUGACCUUCACCUACCGCACUCGGCCCCACACCAAAGUCCUGCAGAACGUCUCCUUCAGCCUGUCCCCAGGAAAGGUGACUGCACUCGUGGGGCCGUCGGGCAGUGGGAAGAGCUCCUGUGUCAACAUCCUGGAGAACUUCUACCCGCUGGAGGGGGGCCGCGUGCUGCUGGACGGGAAGCCCAUCAGCGCGUAUGACCACAAGUUCCUGCACCGAGUGGUAUGUGGCGGCCCUUUCUCCGUCCCAGCUUCUCCCUUGUGAGCCGCAGCACAGAUGCAGAGAGGAACCUCGAGUACAUGUGUGGUUCAAAGACUAAUCACCAAUGUAACACCACCCGAAUCAAGAAACAGAACACCCCGGCGCUCCAGGAGGCCCUCAGAAGCAACAUCUCACCCAACUUUUAAGAUCAUUAUUUCCUUUUUUUUUCUUCCCAAAUACAAGCAUGAGUUUAUUUAGAAAGUCACAGAAGUAGAAAAAGAAAAGUGAGCCAUCUGGGCUGCGUGGGCCCAGGAAACAAGUUACAGAGGCAAACAGAGGGCCCUUGGAGCAGAGAGGGUGAGAGGCUGGAACCACAGCACGUGUGUUCAUCAGUAUGUGGCUUCUGCCCACAACAUUAUUUGUGAGUUGCAUCAGGUUAAGGCUGUGGUUGUAGCUCAUUCCUUAUCAAGACCGGAGGAUAAUCCCCUGUGUAAACAUGUCACGCGGUCUACUUCUGCGUUCUGCCUUUAACGGAUAUUGGGGUUGUUUCCUGGUUUGAUACCAGCAAUGCUGAUGUGGACACAGUUGUCCCUGUUUCCUGGUGCACACGGGUGCACGCAGCAGCUGCUUUCCCAGGGUGGAUGCACAGCCGUGUUCAUAGCUACUGCCACCAGGCUGGUCACACACUUCACACCCCAGCAACAGCAGACGCGAGUCCCAGUAGUUGCACAUUUAAGUCAUCCCCAGGACUCAAAGGAGGCUGUCGGUGACUGGACAGUUUUGGGUAAUCCUUUCGGAAAAGGAGCCUCAGCACCUUACUCUGUGCUGACAUGGAGCAGGAACACCCUGGAUGGUCGUUCGGGUUGUACCCUGCACAAGAAGCACCAGCUUCUGAGGACGCACCGUUUACGUCAUCAACGUUUUUUUAAAAAUGUCUUUUUAAUGGAUUUUAGA
Molecule: messenger RNA, 1292 nt
Organism: Miniopterus natalensis
Lineage: Eukaryota; Metazoa; Chordata; Mammalia; Chiroptera; Miniopteridae
Source: RefSeq, a predicted model, not a curated record